AUGUCCGGUACAUUCUCAUCAAAUUUUCCUAAACAUCAUAAACGACGUCUGAGAAAAGCUGAGCAUGUCAAUGAUCAUUUACAAAAUAAUAACAUUUUAACUCAAAAUAAUAUUGAAAAAACUGUCUACCGUGCUGAUAAUGACGCGUAUAAAAUGCUAGCUGUACUCGGCAUUGAUAAAGUUUUAAAAAAAGCACAUAAAAGUACUUUAACUGAACUCAGUACAUUUGUGAAGAUUCAAACUGAACAGCAAUCGCACACUACUGACUACAGUGAAAAUUGGAACGGCUACUCUGAUGAUGAAUCAGAUUCCGAGGCAGAAAAUACUAUUGAUCAAUCUGAUAUGAGCACAGAAAGUUCUUCGGAAGAUGAAAAUGAUGAAUUAAUGACUAACUCUAGUUACAAAGGAUCACAAUUUAAAGGAAUAAGAAUCUUCAAUGGCAUUCCUACUUCACAAACCAAGUCACAUUUUCGUCUUAAAAUCGAUAAAAAUGAAAAAUAUGUUCACAAACAAACUGCUUGCUGGCUGCUGACCGACGACAAAACUACACUUUCAGCUGAUCGACUUCAACGUGUUCAGCAGACAAAUCGAUAA
Rotaria socialis is the source of this 594-nucleotide messenger RNA. The record is from the annotation of a GenBank genome assembly. NCBI's taxonomy places the organism in Eukaryota, Metazoa, Rotifera, Eurotatoria, Philodinida, Philodinidae.